Messenger RNA from Tauraco erythrolophus (red-crested turaco), 207 nucleotides. The record is from RefSeq and is a predicted model, not a curated record. NCBI's taxonomy places the organism in Eukaryota, Metazoa, Chordata, Aves, Musophagiformes, Musophagidae.
ACUUCUGAAGGUGUUCCAGAGAGGAUCUUCAGAACGUUAAAGGACCUAAUAUACACUUACGAAAAGCCAAAUCAAGGACUAGUAACACACCUCCGCUACCCAGUACAGAAAACAAAGGCCUCCCAACGAAGCCAGAGGUUCAAGUCAGGAAGGGACAGCAUUUAUGCUGAAGUUGAUGACAGUGAUUAUGUCACUGUCUUACCGUGA